Messenger RNA from Syngnathus typhle (broad-nosed pipefish), 925 nucleotides. RefSeq names its product SPC24 component of NDC80 kinetochore complex (gene spc24). The record is from RefSeq and is a predicted model, not a curated record. Bases 129 to 722 code for a protein of 197 amino acids. Lineage: Eukaryota; Metazoa; Chordata; Actinopteri; Syngnathiformes; Syngnathidae. The transcript has 6 exons.
CUCACUCCUGGGCAGCAGGGGGCGGUAUGACAACACCAAGGCGACCCGACUUCGCUUUUGCGCUAAAAAGAAGACCGGGCCCAGUGGCGCCUAUUUGAAUCAAGGAGCAACACGGAAGUGUCAUCAAAAUGUCACUGAAUAACUUCCAAGACAUUCAGGAAUCUCUGGAUGCACUGGUGGACUUGACCAGCAGUCAACCUGAGAUACUAACUCAGAUGAGAGCUGCGCAGCAGACCUUUUAUGAUCGACAUGUGGAGACAAAAGAGACAGUGAUGCAGAUUUUAAAAGAUGUGACUCAGCAAGAGGAGGUUGUAGUCCACCACCUUACUGACAUGAAGGAGAAGAAGAUGCUACAGGAAAAAGAGCAGGAGAACCUGGACGAUCAGCUGAGGCAGUUAACUGCCAAGAAUCAAAUGUUGGACUCAGAAUUGCGGUUCCUGCAGAGCGAGUUGGAACGACUGAGGAGCCCGGACGACGAGCUCACAAUGUUGCAGAAUGAGGUGGACGAAGACACCACAGAGAUCAUCCCUUCUGCAAUAUAUGUUGCAAAGCUGAACUACCUAAUAACCAGGAUCGAUUGGGAAUAUGAUACAGAGCCGCACAUCCUUAAAGGAGUGCAUUAUGGGCCAGAUGUUGCAACUCCCAUCAACAUCGACACCACUGUGACAUCUCAAAGUGACAUAGCUGACCAGUUAUGGAGUUUUGUGAGUGAUGAGUGGUAGAGGAGUGCGUUUGUCCAUCUUGUAAGCAAGCUUUCUGUGUCAUUCACUUGUUUAGCCACUAGGUGUCGCUAAGUCUUUAUAAUAUGCAGUUUAUUGGUUAUUUCUAUUAUUUUGAGGUAGCAGUUAUGCAACUGAUAAUUUCACUUGUAUUUUCUUAUUUACUUUUGUACAAAUUUAACCAUCAAUUAAACAUUUGAAAACAA